Molecule: messenger RNA, 8513 nt
Organism: Polistes canadensis
Lineage: Eukaryota; Metazoa; Arthropoda; Insecta; Hymenoptera; Vespidae
Product: PDZ and LIM domain protein Zasp-like
Exons: 20
Coding region: 559-6729 (2056 amino acids)
Biological process (GO): actin cytoskeleton organization; muscle structure development
Cellular component (GO): adherens junction; stress fiber; filamentous actin
Molecular function (GO): actin binding; muscle alpha-actinin binding
Source: RefSeq, a predicted model, not a curated record
CCGAACGUCGAUCGACGAGGAUCGAGGAAGAAUAAUAUAAAAGAUAUAGAUCGGUGUGUUUAACGUGCUAUUACGCGGGGAAAUCGUUUCUAUCUCUCGUUUUUUUUUUUUUAAUUAAAUACGAACACACAUACAUACACGCACGCACAGCAAGCAAACAAGAGCACAGCGCGCGUCGAAGAAUAUAUUUAUUCGCUUUGCGUGAAUAAUUUUGUUGUUUAAUAGUCACGCGCGAGAUAAGGAUUAUCCUUCACGCGUUUUAAUUAUAUAGUUAGAAAUAAUAUAUAUCAGAAGUAUAAUUAUAAAUAAUUUCUCGUCAUCGUCGUGUUCUCUAAUUCAUUUGUUUGUUUUUCUUUUCUUCGAUUGAGAACGUUAGAUUUAAAUUUGUCGUUGUUCUCUUUUUAAAUUUUAUACCGUUGAUUUUUGUUGAAAAUUGGAUAAGAUAACGUAUAAGUUGUCGUCGCCGUAGAAGAGAGUUUACCUCUUCUUCUAUUUUGUUUUUUUUUCGGGUUGUUAUUGUUAUUAAGAGAAAAAGGGAUCAAACGAGAGUUCAGUGACAUGGCACAGCUGAUAAGCGUCAAACUUUCCCGCUUCGAUGGAUCACCAUGGGGAUUUCGUCUUCAAGGUGGCAAGGAUUUCGGUACACCGUUGAUCGUACAAAAGGUCAAUGGCGGGUCACCGGCCGAAGCAGCGGGUCUCAGAGCCGGAGAUGCCGUCAUUAAGGUCAACAGCACGGAAAUGUACAAUCUGAGGCACAAGGACGCUCAGGAUGUCAUCGUCAGAGCUGGGAACAAUUUCGAGAUAACCGUGCAAAGAGGCGGCAGUACUUGGAAACCAAGCGUGACGCCGGUAUCGUCUACGCUUCCAUCACCGACGCCUGCUGUAUCAGCUGGUAACAUUACCCCGGUCACGAAGACAUCUCUGGCUGCAAAGAAACAGGAUGCACCACUUAUCGGAAGUGGACAUAAUUUCAGUCCUAAGCCAUUCCUGAACGGUACCAGCGAGGGUCCAAUAAAAUCUAUCGUAAACAAACAGUACAACAGUCCGGUAGGAAUUUACAGCGAAGAGACCAUUGCUGAGACUCUAUCAGCACAGGCCGAGGUUCUCGCCGGUGGUGUCCUUGGGGUUAAUUUCAAAAAGAACGAGAAAAAUUACAAUGCGGAAAACAGCGAGGUAUUUAAGAUGGUACAGGAAGCCGAUAAAGAACCGAAAACACCGGAGCCAGUUGAACCAAGUGGUACCAGCGGUGUGAUAACGCCAUCGUCGCCUGCCUUGGCUGGACUGAGGCCAGUGUCGGCACCGGAAACGAAAACUCAGCCUCCGACAACGCCCCAAUCGAGUCUUCCACCAGGACAAAACAUCUGUGCCGAGUGCGAGAGGCUCAUCGUAAAAUUAUCUUCAAGGACAGAGUUUUACUCGUCGGUGAGCCACGCGAUUGGCGGAAGGGCCACCUCGCCCAAAUCACCCACGCCUCUGUUUCACGCCCUUGGUGGCGGUGGCGGUGGCGGUGGAGGUGGCGGAGCCACAACCCCAAAUAGCCAUGAAUAUCCACGAAUAUCAAACAACGAGGAUCAACAACGUCGAGACCAGUCGCUUGUCCGUUGCAACAACUGCGACCGAGUGAUCGUAGGUGUCUUCGUUAGAAUCAAGGAAAAAAAUCUUCACGUGGAAUGCUUCAAAUGUUCAACGUGUGGUACUUCAUUGAAGAACGUUGGUUACUACAAUAUCAACAAUAAAUUGUAUUGCGAUAUUCACGCGAAAUUGGUAGCCAGACAAAAUGCACCUCCCGGUGUUAUACCAGUCACUAUGCCACCAGGCAGCAAAGCACCAGCCAGCACGAUUUCUGCUGCGCUUUCGAACGUUGGCACACCUUUAUCGCCACCGCUAAGCAAUCACGGAUCUUCACCGUUGCCGUUCACCAAUUGCGGCCGUACUAGUCCAGAUUAUGGUUACGAUCGUCAAUCAAGAAGAACGCCGGUGAACAGGAAUGGCUGCAUCAGGAACGGGGAGUGCAAUGGGGAAUCGAAAACGUUUACGAGCACUAUCACCAUCCAGACAGGUGGCACGGAGUCGUCUACCACCACCAACAACAACACCACCACCAGCAAUCACGUUGGCAGUUCGCCCGUCGAACCACCCGGUGGUUUACGAUCAGUCCAGACACCGACGUCGAAUAGUUUAAUCGGGCCUAAGCCUUUCGGUGGAUCGAGCACUUUGUCGAAUCUUUCAUCACCUUCAAUAGCAAAUUCGGGAAACAGUAUUCUUCCACGCGUGCAGAAUCAGACCGCAACCGGUCUCUUCUCUGCACUGCCAAAGCCAAAAAGUUCGCCCUUCAGAGCCGGUCCAUCUUUCAACCCAAAACCCAGACCCUUCUCCCUCACAUUCGCAUAUUCCCCAUCCCGAAAAACCUUAUCAGAGGUCCACGAAAAGUUCUAUUAUUACGAUUGCGUCGAGGAAAGCAGAGAAACAACAAGAUCCCCUUCGAAUCCAUCGACCGAUAAACUUAGCAAUCGAAAUUCGGUGAAAUCUCGAAGUCUCGCUUGGCCACCGACUAAAUCGAUCGAGGACAUAACAUAUCCGACCGCAAGUCCUUUGUACAUCGAUCCGAAUCCGGUAUUAGAUCGUCGAGAUCAGCACGCGGUAAAGGAUAAACGUGCGAGUAUCGAGGCCUGCGAAAAAGUAUUGAAAAUAAGAAGAAGCGAGAGUACUGAUCGGGACUACGAACGAACUUCACGACAAGGUUAUUAUAUCGAUCAAGACGCGAUGGACCGUGUGAGUUGUCCAGGUCCAGUUUACAAGCGAGUCGAGUUGGUGGAUACAAAUGGUGGUGGUGCAAGAAGAGAAUCCAGACGGGAAACUUCUAGGCCUAGCUCGACCGAUAGUUGUGUUAGAAGAUCGUUAACACCUACGAGAAUCUAUCAACCGAUACCCAGACCAUGGACAGCAACCGUGUCAACUGGUGGCAAUCUUUACGAGAAGAGUUACGGAUCCGAGGAGCAAGCAAAAGUUUGUAAAAAGUAUAAGAGCGAGAUAUGCCAGAGUGAAAAAGUUGUCGAGGAUGGCGUGCGAGAAGAACACCGAGCUUUUCGAGCUGAAAUGUGUCGAACGGAAGAAACCGUAUCUCCUAAACCACCACUACCGUGUCACGCACGUCCCGAAACACCCCGAGAAAUCGUCAAAGAAUUCGACAAAGAAGUCAUGGAUUUGAGAAAAGUCGAAAAAGACACGACCAUCGAUACGACCGAGACUCGACAAUUCGUACCGUCCGAUGUAGUCGCUGUUCAAAAAGGAAUCGAAGGUGAACACGAUCUUAUCACUGAGACGGCCGAGGAAGAUAUCGGUGAUAUGCACGUUAAGAAAACAACGACUUACGAGAAAACCGUGGAAGUUUUAUCACCCAGGGAAGGUUCGCCGGCGUUGGAACAAAUCGAGGAAGUGGAAUCGUGCACGCGUAGAAGUACGACGAAAGUUGACAGACAAUCUGUCGUCGAAGGUACGACGGAAACGAAAACGGUCGAGGAAUCUGCCGAAGUUGUAACCUCGGCCGUAGAUGCCACGAAAUUGAUCGAACAAGCAAAGAGGGAUGAGGAAGAAAGGAAGAGGGAAGAGGAGGCAGCGGAGAGAAGGAAACAGGAAGAGGAAGAGAGGAGGAGAAGGGAGGAAGAAGAAAAGAGAAGACGAGAAGAUGAAGAGAGAAAUAAAAAGCGCGUAAGUUUCAGGGAGGAACAGGACGACGACGACGAAGAAGUCGUCGAAGUAAUUCGAGAGAAACCACUUGGUCGUACGGUAAUACACGAGGAAAAGGUUACAGAAUCGGAUGGUUCGAAUCCAGGUUGCAAGAAAAUUACUAAAGAGACGUACGAGGAAAUUGUGGAGGAAGUUCUCGUUCAAGAACGUGUUAAAAGAAGAGACGUGGAAGAGGAACGUAGGAAAAGUUUGAGAGAACAGGUCGAAGUUCAUCAGAGUCUUCGCGAUCAAGGAAGACAUCCGACUCCUCAAGAACGAAAAGUUGGAGCCAAGUAUACGCCGCACGACAACAUGGAGACUUGCAAGAAACACGUUCAAUUUAUGAAACAAACUGAGACGGGACCUAAACCGAUUUCCGACGGACCCGUACAAAAUGCCACGCCGAAAGAAUGGAAAUCCGAAAUGGUUAACGCUUUGACCACCGCACCGGAUCGUCCCUUCACCCCUGUCAGUUCAACCGUGAAAGAACUUUACACCGAAGAAACUGUAUAUUUGGAUCACAAAGUAAGACCGGUACCAAAGCCAAAGGAACGUCCGAUAUCGCCGUUCCAACGUGCUUUAACUAUAGCUCCGGAACGUCCUUACACUCCGCUCAGUCGAGUUAUCGGACCGGAAGAUCGAGAAGUUGGUAGAGCUCAGACACCAGUGGUUACGCCUAUUCCGGAUGGAAUUUGUCCACCAGCUGAUAUACUUUAUGGCGAAUUGAAAGAUACUUAUCGUCGAGAACAAGUUUGUACGAAGAAAAUAGUACCGCAGCCGUUGCCUACCCCACCUCCAGAUUAUCGUUUGAGAGAUUCCUCGGUUUCACCGUCGAGAUCUCGGCCCUGCAGUAGAGCCGACACACCUAGUAGUAAACCCUCGACGGUGGGAUUGAGAAAACCAGACACCAUACCGAUUUAUCAAAGGAAUCUCGUGGCCAUGAAGAAAUCUCCUGUCGAAGCACAACCCUAUGUUCCUAGUCGAUCUCCAACGCCAACUCCAAGAAGAAGCAAAUCUCCGGCACAUGGACCACCGUCACCUCCGUCUUAUUACACGAAAGCGCAAGCACCUAAAAUCAGAGAUGAUCCUCCGUGGGCCGUUAAGGAAGCUCCUCCUCGACCACCGUCGAAACAAAGCUCGAUACAUUAUCCCUCCCGUAAGACCAUUAAUUAUACCGUAGAAGAGGAUACGGAUACUGGUCACAGGAAACAAGAAUACAUGGGUUCUAAAACGGUACAUUACGACGAACGACAGGCGGAAGAAAAGCAACAGGAAUCCGAUUCCGUACACGCCCAAUACCAAGAACGACGAGCGAUGACCAGCGAUGAUACCAGCGAAGAAAAUAAUACCGUUUGUCAUAUUAAAAGGGCACUACAAGUUGUCGAGGAUUACGAGAAAUGCGAAAAAAAGACUAUGGCGAUUACGCAGCCAUCGUCGGAAAAGAAAGGAGAAUGUUCUAUCAUUUCGACGACACAUGCGGACGUAACUCUACCUUGUCCAAUAAAACGCAAACCCGUCGAGGUCCCUAAAGUUCAACCAACGUACAGUAGCUCGACCGAGGUACGUCACGUUCGCUACGAAACACCAACUCCUCCUGCAACUAAGUGUCCAGAAACCGGAGUGACCGUUUUACCGUGCAAAGCUCAUUCCGACCAAGGCACCAAAGCUGGCGUGGUGGUCGUACCCUGCGAUGGACAACCAAGUCGUCCAAAAACAGGCAUCUGCGUGACGCCGACUCCUGAUCGAUCUGGAGUUUGCGUAUCGCCCUGCUUCGGUCUUAGACCCGGUUCUUGUGGGCAACCGUCUGGUUAUUGCGGUGGCGAAUCGGCAGGAUACGAUUUUGAAAUACCCAAUUGUCCAGAAUCCGGUAUCUGCGUGGCACCUCGUCCGGAUGGUUCUGUCUGUGUAGCACCUUGCAAAAAAUCUACCGGCCAAUGUCUUCGCAAGAGCCAAAGUCGAACGAAUCUUCCUUUCCCGCAAAUCCCAUUCCCCUACGAAGAGGGAUCCAGUCCUCAAACCACCCAGCGUUGUUCUUUCGAGCCAAUCCAUAAGCCUAAAACUAAUCUCAGCGGACAGCUUGCGCGACUAACAGCUAAAAAUCGAGAUAUUCCUACCGUUCAGCUUUACAAACCAUUACCGCAACAAUGCCAACAAUCCAGCAGUCAAUGUGAAAACCAAUGUGAAACCACAAAAAGCUAUCAUUGCGAGACCAAAAGCUUCUAUCAGUCCCAAAGCCAAUGUCAAACCGGAAGUCAUUGUCAGUCUCAGACUAGCUGCCAGGAUGGCUUCCAUUGCUCCCCUAGUAAAACCCCAAAUUUAGUAGACCCACCAAAAAUGUCAUCCCACCCGGAUCUAGGUACCGGAGGUCUCGGUGGUUCCGGCUCGAAAAGCGGAUCCUUUGCUGGUAGCAGUGCACCUAAACGUGGAAGGGGUAUCCUCAAUCAGGCUGGUGGACCAGGUUCCCGUGUACCACUCUGUGCUCAUUGCAACUCCUACGUCAGAGGACCAUUCAUUACCGCACUGGGACAAAUCUGGUGUCCAGAACAUUUCGUAUGCGUGAACACCCAAUGUCGUCGUCCAUUACAAGACAUAGGAUUCGUCGAGGAAAAAGGACAACUUUACUGCGAAUAUUGUUUCGAAAAGUUCAUCGCACCGUCUUGCAACAAAUGCAACAACAAAAUCAAAGGCGAUUGCUUAAACGCAAUUGGAAAACAUUUCCACCCUGAAUGCUUCAACUGUUCGUAUUGUGGAAAACUUUUUGGCAACAGCCCGUUCUUUUUGGAAGAAGGUUUACCCUACUGCGAAGCUGAUUGGAACGAACUUUUCACGACAAAAUGCUUUGCCUGUGGAUUCCCGGUGGAAGCUGGAGACCGUUGGGUAGAAGCCCUCAAUAAUAAUUAUCACAGUCAGUGCUUCAACUGUACGAUGUGCAAGAAGAAUCUCGAGGGUCAAAGUUUCUACGCGAAAGGUGGUCGUCCUUUCUGCAAAAAUCACGCGCGUUAAAAUUCCUCACAGAUGAAGAACGCGUGCGGCAAGGAAGAAGAAGAAAAUUAAGAGAAGGAUGAAAAUAAUGAGAGAAAAAAAAAAAAAGGAAAAAAGAAAACAUUUAAAAUAGAUGUUGACGAAUAAUCCUUUCAUCCUUCUUCUUAAAAUCUUCUUCUUUCUUCCUUUCUUUCUUUUCCAUAUCGAGCUGAAAUCAUUCGACUAACCGAUCGUUGCCAGAGUUACGAACACGUCGGAUAAUUUUCUAUUAUCAAAUUUCAUCUCGUAUUUUUUUUUUUUCACAAACAACGAACAAUGACGAAAAUUCAAGAAAGGAUUCGUUAAAUCCGUUCGAGUUCGUGGCUCAAUUCGCGUACCCGCUUGCAAGCGUUCCGUGUGUAGCAAAAAACCAAGAUAUAAGAAAUAUAUAUAUUUAUACAUACUACUACAUACAUGCAUAUUAUAUACCAAAAAAAAAAAGAAAGGGACAAGAAAGGAAAAAUAAAAAGGAAAGAAAAAUCGGAGCGAAAGAGUUUUGAAAGCCAGCACUGUCGGAAUAAAAAAGAAAUAUAAGAAGAAAAAAAAACACAAGGUGGAUAGGAAAAUUGUAAGCGCAUUGGCGCGCGCGUGGCCGGAAUAAAAGCAUCGUUUCAUAUAUAUAUAUACAUGUGUGGGUGUGUGGGUGUGCGUGUAUGUGCGCGCGUGUGUAGAUACAUAUUAACAAGGCAAGGAUAAGGAUAAUAAUAAUUAAUAGCGACUUAGAGUUCUCGGGAGGGAAGGGGUUGGUGGGGGAGGACCGUGCUCGAAUACCUCGUAAAACUCGGUUGCAGAGAAUUCUGCGGCGAAUCUCUUUGUCGAAUCACGCAAAGGUCAAGCGAGCAAUUAGCGAUUAACGAAGAAGGAUCAUUGCCAUAUUUCUCGUUGCUUCUCAAGGUGCACCUCUCGAGGAUGCACUUUGAACGAUUAACGGAAAAUACCCCAGCUUAAGGAGUUUGUGCUCGAUCAAAUUUUUAAGAGAAUACGUGUGCAAGAGAACGAAAUAGAGAGAGAGAAAGAUGACGAAUGAAAGUAACAAGAAGUAAAAAAAAAAAAGAAAUAAUACCAAGUUAUCUAUACGAUUUCGAAAAGAAAAAAAGCUCCAAUCCGAUCACGUGCGUAGCGUCCGUUUAGUAGUACAAUUAUCCUUGAAAGUAAUCUACGAGCUACACAAUUCGAAAGGUUUCGUAGCUUAAACUCGCUAAAGCUUUUCUCUCGUUUAUAUAUAUGAAUUCAAUAAUUCUAAAGAAAGAAGAAUAUUUUUGUUGUUAACAUUUCGAAAAAAACGUAUGCGCGAAGAUUAUUACGAUUAUUUUUAUUCUUUUCGUUUUCUUUCUUUUUUUCUUUUUUCUGUUUUUUUUUUUGUUUGUUUUUAAAUGUACUAGUCAAACGUUGAAGUAUCGAAAAAAGGAAUGUAAAAUGUUUUUAUUACAUAGAUUCGCGAAAGCAAAUGACAGAGUAGUACCGAUACAAUGAGAAAAGAAAAUGUUCUUCGAUCUAAUAAGACGAGCAGCAGCGCGUGCCUAUUGUCACUAACGCGAUUCGAUCAUGAUUCUGUGCACGUGGAUCAUGAAUCAACGAUUAUAUCGCACCGAUUAAAUAUAUAUUUUUUAGCUUAUAUUACAAUCGAAUUAAAAGCGAGAGCGUUGUAAUCAUAUAUAACCGUAGUCCUAUUAUAGUGCAUACGAAACUCGCUUCUAGUCGAGCAAACUGAUCAAAGAUUAUCAAUUGAUCUCCUCGACUUAAUAAUAAUAACAAUGAUAAUAAUA